AUUUCCUUCAAAUUACUCAAAUCAAAUGCACAUCUUUGGUUCUUCAACCACUACGUCCUUGUUUGGUUGAAAUGGCGUACGAAGUCCUCCCAGGAAGUAAGGAGUAAGCUUAUAAAUUAGGCCAACUCCAUUAGGUCUCCUCUUGCACUUGCAAAUCCAAACCGAAAGAAGGCAUACUCCAAAUCACCCAAGAAAAUGCAAGAUCCAGUAGCAAUCAUAGUAGGAGCUGGCCCCUCCGGUCUAGCCACUUCGGCAUGCCUAAACCAGCAUUCAAUCCCUCACAUCAUCCUGGAAAGGGAAGAUUGUUUCGCUUCUCUUUGGAAGAAAUAUUCAUAUGAUCGUCUGCACCUUCACUUAAAAAAGCAAUUCUGCGAGCUCCCUCACAUGCCUUUCCCUGCCUCCUCUCCCACUUAUAUCCCUAAAGAUCAUUUCAUCAAAUAUCUAGAUCACUACGUUUCUCAUUUCAAGAUUUCUCCUAUCUACCAAAGAUGUGUGGAGUCGGCCAGCUACGAUGAAGCCACCAAGAAAUGGAAGGUUAUGGUCAGGAAUGUGAGUUCCAGCGAGACUGAGGAAUACUCUGCUAGGUUUUUGGUGGUGGCAAGUGGAGAAGCUUGCAAUCCUUUCAUACCUGAGGUUGAAGGAUUGAAUAGUUUCACAGGUGAUGCUCUGCACUCUACUCAGUUCGGAAAUGGCAAGGCUUAUAGAGACAAGAAUGUUUUGGUUGUUGGGUCUGGUAAUUCUGGUAUGGAGAUUGCUCUAGACCUGGCAAACCAUGGUGCCAGAACAUCCAUUGUUGUUCGAAGCCCGGUUCACAUUCUAUCUAGGGAGAUGGUGCACUUGGGCUUGGUUAUGUUGAAGUAUUUUUCAUUGGGAAUUGUGGACUCACUGAUGGUGUUGUUUAGCAAGUUUGUAUACGGAGACUUGACCAAUUAUGGGAUGAGAAGGGCUACAGAGGGUCCCUUCUUCAUGAAAGUUGCUUACGGCAAGUAUCCUAUUUUUGAUGUGGGUACCUUCGAUAAGAUCAAGGCCGGAGAGAUUCAAGUCUUGCCUGCAAUACAAAAUAUAAGAGGAAAUGAGGUACUCUUUGAGAAUGGCAGGUCACACUCGUUUGACGCAAUCAUUUUUUGUACUGGAUUCAAAAGAUCAACAAAUAAAUGGCUGAAGGGAGAUGAUUACCUUUUGAAUGAGGAUGGAAUACCGAAGCCACGGUACCCAAACCACUGGAAGGGAAAGAAGGGUUUAUACUGUAUUGGAUUGUCAAGGAGAGGAUUGUAUGGAGCUAGUGCAGAUGCACAAAACACGUCUGACGACAUCAAGUCACUUGUAUGAGAAAGGUUACAUAAGAAGCUUGUGUCACAAGGAGUUUAGCUUUCUAAUAGCCUACAGAGCAAGCACAGGCACAUCCUUCCAACAACCCAAAAUCCCUGGCAAUGCUAAUGCUCUUUAAUUCUAAGCGUAUCACUUAGACAUUUGCAACAACCAAAAUAAACGUGAAAUUAUGGGCCAGUUCUGACUUAUCUGAAACUGGAUGUUGCUCAAUGCUCUUUAUUUUGUAUUAAAUUGAAUGAUUAAAUAAUUCAAAUAUCCAUUAUCUCAAA
This is a messenger RNA of Hevea brasiliensis (rubber tree), 1598 nucleotides long. RefSeq names its product probable indole-3-pyruvate monooxygenase YUCCA10. The record is from RefSeq and is a predicted model, not a curated record. Bases 196 to 1329 code for a protein of 377 amino acids. Gene Ontology annotation, molecular function: N,N-dimethylaniline monooxygenase activity; NADP binding; flavin adenine dinucleotide binding. Lineage: Eukaryota; Viridiplantae; Streptophyta; Magnoliopsida; Malpighiales; Euphorbiaceae. The transcript has 4 exons.